UUCUUUUAAUUUUUUUAGCAUGUCUUGAUCCUGUCGAUUGUAAGUUGCCUUCGCCUAUGCCCGAAGAGCACAGUAACGAGGAAAUUGAUCACAAUCACAUCUUGAUCAGCGAUAUAAGCAAUCUGUAUCGGAACGAAAGGUAUUCUGAUGUUGUUUUAGUUGUCGGUGGAAAUCGGUUGCACGCCAAUCGUGAUGUUUUAGCCUCACGCAGCUCAUAUUUUAGCAAAUUAUUUUAUGGAAAUUAUGCAGAAGCGAAAAAGUCUGAGGUGCCAAUUAAGGAAGGAUCAGUAACCUCAUUUACAAUACUUUUAAAGUAUAUUUAUACUGGUCAGAUGAGUUUAAGUGAUCUAGAGUAUGAAGUUAUUGUGGAAUUAUUUAGAAUUUCGGAUUACUACGAAUUUCAAAAGUUACAAUAUUCCCUGUCCGAGUAUUUGCGGAGUACCAUUAGUAUACACAAUGUAUGUUCGUUGUUUACUGUGGCACGACUUCAUCAACAAAAAAAACUCACAGGCGACUUAAUCGAAUUUAUUGAAACCAACGCUAUGGAUGUAUUGCAAUCUAAAGAAUUUCUGUCUUUGUCGCCCGUAGUCCUUCGAGAAAUCCUCAUUCGUGACACGUUUUAUGCUAGAGAAUUCGAUAUAUUCAGUGCGGUUAAUCGCUGGAUCCAAAAGAACGGAAAACACCUGGAUCGUGAUGCAAAAACUAAAGUUUUAUCUGCUGUCCGAUGUCCGUUGAUGAGUGAUGAAGAACUGGCGACGAACCCAAUGUAA
This is a messenger RNA of Adelges cooleyi (spruce gall adelgid), 770 nucleotides long. RefSeq names its product BTB/POZ domain-containing protein 9-like. The coding region runs from base 57 to 770 and encodes 237 amino acids. The transcript has 6 exons. The record is from RefSeq and is a predicted model, not a curated record. Gene Ontology annotation, molecular function: protein binding. Gene Ontology annotation, biological process: circadian behavior; adult locomotory behavior; modulation of chemical synaptic transmission. NCBI's taxonomy places the organism in Eukaryota, Metazoa, Arthropoda, Insecta, Hemiptera, Adelgidae.